This is a messenger RNA of Coccinella septempunctata (seven-spotted ladybird), 2227 nucleotides long. RefSeq names its product polycomb group protein Pc (gene Pc). The transcript is spliced from 3 exons. Bases 216 to 1283 code for a protein of 355 amino acids. Lineage: Eukaryota; Metazoa; Arthropoda; Insecta; Coleoptera; Coccinellidae. The record is from RefSeq and is a predicted model, not a curated record.
AAGACAUGUUGUGUAUUUCUUGAAAUUGUGUUAUGUUCAGUGAUCACUGUUGUAAAACAUUGAAAUUUUUCAUAUUAAAGUUUUCCUGAAAGAAUUCCCUCAUACAUUUUAAUCUUUACUAACUUCGAGCAUGAAAUAAUUCAAAAAACAAACGUUUAACAGAGGUAUUUACUUGCUCCGAAGGUUUUCAUAGUGAAAUCCAGGAAAUAACAAAAAUGGAGUUGGGAGAUAGAGUUUAUGCCGCCGAAAAAAUUAUGAAGAAAAGGGUUCGCAAGGGGGUGACUGAAUAUUAUGUCAAAUGGAAGGGAUGGAGCCAAAGGCACAAUACCUGGGAACCUGAAGUAAACAUUCUUGAUUUGCGUUUAAUAGAUUUAUAUGAAAGAAGUCUCCGUAAUGACCCUCAUAAAAGGGGUCCCAAGAAAAAGGAGAAAAUUGAGAAACUUAAAAAAAUUGAGGCUGAAGAAGACGAUCUCGGAAGUGGUGAAGAAAGUCAAGAUGAGGGUUCUUCUGUGCCCCAAAUUACAUUGGUAUCUAAGCCUGAUGAUGAAGAAGUUCCUCACAGUUCAGAAGAAAGUCCGAAGGAAGAUGAAGUGGAAGUGAAUGAAAAUAGUUCUAGCAGUGAGGAUAGACCUAUUUUGGAAAGAUUGGAAAUAACUGGAACAAAAAGGAAGGCUGAAGUUUUAUCAAAAGAAAGUGGAAAAAUUGGUGUGACUAUAACAACAAGUAGUCCAACAAGCCCGUUACCCCCAGCAGCUAAGACUCCUAAACUAACUUUAGAAAAGCUAUCAACUUUACCAGUUCAAAUAUCUAAUCAAAGACAGUCGAAAUCUGAUGAAGAGCCUUCAGCAUCAUCAAUUCCCCCAAGCACUAGUCCUGCAGUGCUUCCAGCCACUGCUCCUCGUUCUAGUACUGACAAAAGACCAAGCCCAGUUGAUCCGGCUUUGCCCCAUUCAGCACCAAAAGAACCAGCUUCCCCUAAACCUGUAGCAUCCAGAACAGAUGACAAAACAUCAGAUGAUAAAAAUGAAGAGAGUGUUGAAAAGAAAGAAACAAGCAAACAACACAAGUUGAAUGGUCAUAAUAACAAUAACAAUGUUUCAGUCCCUAAUUCCCAGAUCCUAACAAUCCCAGAUUCUGGUUACUGGUUAUCUAGAAACCCAGUAGCUGAUCAAGUAUUCAUAACAGAUGUAACAGUAAAUUUAAAAACUGUUACUAUAAGAGAAUGUAAAACAGAAAAGGGUUUUUUCAAAGAAAGGAAAGACCACUCUAGCGAUGUAGUCUGAUUUCUCAAAAUAAAAUUUUAGGGUAGUUCUAUUAAUUUGAAUAUUUUGGCAGGUGGGGGUUUUCUGGAUUUGUUUGAUAUUCUGAUUGUUUUUCAUUUAAUACAUACUGUAAAUUUAGUUUCAAAGAUCUUUUGAUCUGUCAUCCAUUUUAUAACUUUGGCGAGUCUGGAAGCCCCUGCCAACAAAUAUUCCACAGGGUAGCUCAUUUUGAGCGGUUCUACAUGUUAAGAUCUGACAUUUGAUGUUAUGUUUGAAUUGGUGCUAACUAGAUAAAUUCUUAAAAAUGAAGUAUUUGCUAUUUUGGUUUGAGGAAGGCUUCUUGUAGAAUUGUACUCUCUUUGUAAGCUCAUGAAACGUGUCAUUCUCAAGCUCUUAUACUGAACUGUAUAAAUGAUGCGAAAUAUGUCUAGGCCAGAUUUUCGAUUCUAUUUUUCAUUUCUUUUUUUGUAUUCGAGAGGAUUGAAAGGGAUUUGAUUGUCAAAAUAUGGUUUUAGCAAUAAGAAAUAGUACUUGAUAUUAUACAAAACAUCAUAUAUUGCACAACUUUAAUUUAUUGAAUAUUUUCAAUUUUUUACUAAAAUUUCAUUCCAUAGCAUUGUUGUACAUAGGUAAGUCAUUUUAACUCAUAAUUUUAUUUAUUUUAUUUUAAGUUAUUGAUAGGUUUUAAUAAGAAAUUCUAAUGUUUUUCAAGGUUUUAUCGCCUGUAAUUUUUUCUAUGAAAAAAAAUUUUAAAAAUCUACGGAAUUAGUCAGUUUCUAAUGUGAUGAAUUGUUUUUUGGAUGUUAAUAUAUUACUACUCAGGUAGUCAUGUUUUAUUCGCGGUUUCUAUUUCGAUAUGUACUAACAUUUUUUUAUGUUUCAUUGUAAAUAAGUGUAAAUAUAAUAGGUUUUAAGUCAUGUUUUAACUAUUAUAAGGUAUUUUUGAAAUAAAAUUUGGAACGUAA